Molecule: messenger RNA, 1800 nt
Organism: Selaginella moellendorffii
Lineage: Eukaryota; Viridiplantae; Streptophyta; Lycopodiopsida; Selaginellales; Selaginellaceae
Product: pentatricopeptide repeat-containing protein At4g02750-like
Exons: 1
Coding region: 1-1800 (599 amino acids)
Molecular function (GO): protein binding
Source: RefSeq, a predicted model, not a curated record
AUGUGGAAGAGCAAGAACGGCGAAAUCUUGGAGAUUCUGGACAGGCACGAUCGCCUGGGAACCUCACCCGAUCUAGCUGCGCUUCUCAAGAAAUGCGGCGAUUCCAGGGCGCUCGAGAGCGGCAAGCGCGUCCACCUCUCCCUCGCCAAGGCGGGACGCGAUCGAGAAACUCUAGCCGGGAAUCUCCUCGUCCAGAUGUAUGGCAAAUGCGGGAGCCCGGAGGACGCGAGGGCGGCGUUCGAAAGAAUAAAAGAGCCCGAUGCCUAUUCGUGGAAUAUCCUCGUAGAAGCAUAUGCCCUGAAUGGGCAUCUGGAUAUCGCGAAAGAGGUGUUUUCUCACGCGCCCGUUAAGAACGCGGUGUCCUGGAAUGGGAUGUUAAGAGCAUAUUCCCGGGUACGGAAUCUAGAGGAAACGCGUCACCUUUUUGACGAGAUGCCGGAGAGAAACGUGGUGGCGUGGACGUCCAUGUUGACCGCAUAUGCCCAACGAGGGCAUAUUCUCGAAGCUUAUGAAAUCUUUGGAAGAAUGCCGCAGAGAGACUGCGUUGCUUGGAACGCUAUGAUCGCGGCAUAUGCCCAGAAUGGGCAUUCGCUAGAGGCGCUAGUUUUGUUUAGAGCUAUGGCUCUCGAGGGGGAGAGGGCGAACGAAGGCACUUUCUUGGUGGCUCUUGACGCCAUCGCGCAGUUAAGAGCUCUGCGAGAGGGUCGAAUCAUCCACGCCACUGCUCGUGAGAUCGGGUUUGAUUCGAUCGUAGCAGUGGCUAAUGCCAUCGUCGCGAUGUAUGGGAAGUGUGGCAGUGUUGAGUCUGCUCUUGGAGCGUUUGCUAUGAUCGAGCAGAAGGACGUGAUCUCGUGGACUGCUAUGAUCAAUGCGUAUGCUCAAAAUGGGCAUUUGGAAGAAGCUCUUCUAAUGUCGAAGCUUAUGCUCAUCGAUGGCACUCGACCCAAUGAAGUAACGUAUCUUUGCGUGCUUGGAGCUUGCUUGGUGCUUCAGGAUGGAAGAUCACUCCAUCACUGCGUUGACGAGCAGGAUGCGAAUCUAGUGAGUAAGGUUUCUAUCGGUACUGCGCUUAUUACCAUGUAUGGGAAGUUUGGAUGUGUAGAAGACGCCGAGAGAAUCUUUCAUAGUAUUGUCGAUCACAGUGUUGUCUCUUGGACAGCAAUGCUCGCAGUGUAUGUCGCGAAUGGGCAUUUUGAGAUGGCGUUUCUCUUUUUCAAGUUCAUGGAUUUGAACGGAAUUACUCCAAACAAAGUCACUGCUAGCAUUAUGAUCCAAGCCUGUGCCGAUAGACCUUCUUUGUAUGAAGGCUCUUUGAUCCACUCCAGCAUAGACUUUGCGUCUAGCGACGCGAUGGUUGUCACAGCACUGGUCGAUCUCUAUGGCAAAUGCGGGAGAGUCGAAGAAGCCAUGAAGAUCUUCGGCAGUGCCUCUUGCAAGAACGUCCGUUCUUGGACGUCAAUGAGCGAGUGCUUUGCUCGGAAUGGCUGUGGCAAACAAGCCAUUGUUUCAUUCCAAACGAUGGCUUUGGAAGGAAUGGAGCCCGACACGGUGAGCCUGAUCAGCAUUCUCGCUGGAUGCAGCCAUGGAGGCUUGCUUCACGAUGGGUUGCACUAUUUUCUAUCGAUCACUGGAGACUUCCAUUUGACACCGAUUGACGAUCACUAUGCUUGCCUUGUGGAUCUUCUAGGACGAGCUGGAAAGCUGGAACUCGUAGAGAACUUGGUGCAAGGCAUGGAAGUUACAGGAAAUACGAAAGCAUUGCGUAACUUUCAUGGAGUUCGUCAAGUACAUAUGCGAUGA